CGCUGGUGACCAGAAUUUCUCUAGAAUCGGCGAUCCGAGACAUUGUCCGUAGUUUCUUGUUCUUUUUUGAGACUUCUUGUUAUCACUGUCCUCUUCGCAUGGUUCCUCGAGCGCGUGGAUGUGUUGCUCUUCUGUCAGGUGGAAUUUCAAAUUUCCCCUAAACACGUGCGUGAAACUAGGUUAGGUCUCCACCAUAGAGUGCUGUGAUAGAAGAGACACCUAUGGGUGCUCGGUUUUCAGCGACCAUCCAUUGACCAAUCAGCUAGAAUGAAAUUAUACUGGAGUUCCUUGUUGAUAUGUGUUUUUAUAUUUUUGUAAUUGGACGUGUAGGAAUAAAGAGAACAAUUGUUAUCAGAUCGCAAAGCACAAAUUUGUCUCCAUUUUCUCAUGGGCUUUAUCGACGAUGAAUUACAAGAAGUGUCAAAACUCUGUCAAAAUGUUGUCGACGGCAGCCGCCUGGUCUCCUGUGUGCGCAUAAUGGUGCGAGUGGAAAUAGCGAAAACGAAGUUUAAAACGAUCGUUGCGUGUAUCCAGUUCCCGAAAGACUAUCCUCAGAAUCCACUGUUAAUCGAAUUGAAGAGCAAAACUUUGUCCACUAAAUUACUUGACGGAUUAACAGAAGUUUGUGAGAAGGAAUGCAAGAAACUGUUGGGCAAAGCACAGGUGCUUCCUACGUUGAAGCUGGUCCGUAAUUUCAUCGAUGAGAAUCCUUUAAUCUGUUGCUAUGAUGAAAUUUCUACCCUAAAGAACAUCUUGGAGAAUGAUGAUGAACUAAAAUUGAGACAGAAACAUUCUUGUAUCUGUCUAAAGGUUCAGCAAGGAUUGUACUACUUUAAGGCAAAGAUUGAAAUACCAGAUAAUUAUCCAAUUGCUUGUGUAAAAUUAGAAGAUGCUGACACAAACUUCCCUCCAUUGUUUACUCGAUAUUUCUUGGGUCAAGGAAGAGAACUAGCUAGACAGUGUGUUGAGCCACCAUUAACCAAACAUCCGCAAAAAACUCCUUUUACACCAUCACCAUCUUUAAACGUUGUUGCUUCUUUUCUUAUAAGGUCUGUGAAGAAAUUACCACAAGAGCACUGUCAGGCAUGCAAAGAGAAAUGUCUACCAAUAAAGCCAGAAGAAGCAGAAACCAACGAAACUGCAGAUUUGCAUAUAGAAAGAUUGUACUGUGGUCAUUUGUUUCACUUGAAAUGUCUUGUGACAUUCAUGAAGACUCCCCCAUUCCAUGGGGGUAAGAAAUGUCCAACUUGUGGACAACGUAUCUAUCAUGAUAAAUGGGGUAUAAGUGACAAGCUUGCAGAGGAUCGCUGGGCACAUCAGCAAGCAAGAGCAAGAGAACUAGCAGAAGUAGCAGACUUCUUUAAUUGAAGCCUACGUUUCAAUUGAGUAAUGCCACAAAACCUGGCAAUACUUUUGUCGCAAAUACAACUGCAACUAUCCUGAGAAGUCAGGCAAGGAGUGAUAAUUAACAACUUAAAAAAAGAAUUAUUUGUAAUUCAGUGUGUUGUGACAUUCGAGAAUGAAUGUUUAUUGGCCAGUUAAAGAGAAGGUAUUUUUAAUACCAUAAAUUAUAUUGCAUCAAUUAUAUUUAUAUCAUAUCUCAAUGGAUUACGAACGGAUUGCUUAAUGUGGUGCUAAUAUAAAGCAGUUAAUAUUUGUAAUUUCUUUCUCCCAUCUGUAAUCGAUUUUUAUAAACAAUUGAACAACAAUACACGGUAGUUAAAUUUUUAUAGCGUUGUACAAUCCAAAAACUUCAAAAGAAACAUAAGAGUAUAUGAUAAGUUUUAUAGCUGAAUUUAUACCUUGCAAUUCUUAUAGAAUUCUUUUUGUAUCAUAUAUACAGUAUGCGUGGGAUGAGAAUCAGUGUUAAAUCAAAGUGUUACGAGUGAUUAAUCGAGAAAUAAUCCAUAUUUAUGAACUGUUAAAGAAACUCACCGGCAAGUUGAAGUGUCUUUGGAUCGUUAGGAAGGGGCCGGUAUGGGAUGUUCUUUAUACGGCGAUAAAACUAAUUGUUAGGAUACUUUUUCUUUAUAUUUCUUGUAGAGGAGUAUUUCUUCAAGAUGUCCAGUCUUUCUUCUGCAUUGUUUCCACUUUUUUCCCUUCUAAAACACUAAUUUCAGCAGGAGCGUCAGCAUCUUCCACCCAAGAACCGCGGGAACUUCUGCGCUUUGACUUCAGCGCCGCACGCGGGAAAAUUCAAACCAUCUGUACAUUCAAAAAUGGCAAACACAAAAUAUUCAACUUCACAGUUAUCGGUAAUUUUCAAGACUGGACGAUAUCACUAAUAAAUUAACAGACUAGUUAACUUUUACAAAGAAAUGCACUGGAGAACAGUGUUUUUAACAAUAUUUGUUACACUCUAACAUUGUUUCAAGCGGAAUGUACCUAAGAAUCUUUUUGUAACAAUAAAUAUACGUAACGGAGGUAAAUCAGUUGUGUAUAAUUUAUU
This is a messenger RNA of Nomia melanderi (Alkali bee), 2449 nucleotides long. RefSeq lists its product as uncharacterized. Gene Ontology annotation, molecular function: protein binding. The record is from RefSeq and is a predicted model, not a curated record. NCBI's taxonomy places the organism in Eukaryota, Metazoa, Arthropoda, Insecta, Hymenoptera, Halictidae.